Cylicocyclus nassatus is the source of this 1038-nucleotide messenger RNA. The record is from the annotation of a GenBank genome assembly. Lineage: Eukaryota; Metazoa; Nematoda; Chromadorea; Rhabditida; Strongylidae.
AUGGAUCAAAAGGAGACGGAGGAGCAGCGCCAAAUGCGGCGUGUCGCGUUCUUCGCUGUCGUCAUCUCCACCGCAGCUGUGAUCGCCAGUGUCGUGACCUUGCCGAUGCUCUACAGCUAUGUGCAGUCAUUCCAAAGUCAUCUCAUCGUAGAAACUGAGUACUGCAAGACCAGAGCGCGCGACAUGUGGGUGGAGAUGCAGGUCCUGCAUAAGUCGGGUGUACCCCGAUCAAAGAGAGAGGCCACUGGAACUUGGUUGUUUGGACAGUUUGUACCCGAUGGAGGCUCUGGCGGAGGCGGCCAGUAUGUCGGUGCACCCCUCGGCGGUGGUGGAGGAGGUGGCGGAGGAGGUGGGGGAGGUGGUGGCGUCCAUGGCGGAGGAGGGGGCGGUAGCGCUUAUGGCAGCGGCGCUGCUGGAUCUGUUUCCGCUGACAGCAUUGGACCAACAUGCUGUCCUUGCCAACAAGGACCGGCUGGACCACCAGGUCCACCUGGAGACGAGGGACCAGCUGGAAAUGACGGACAACAUGGCAUGCAAGGAGCACCAGGCAAAGAAGGUUCUGUGCUCACUUCGGCUCUGCCACCAGCCGAGCCAUGCAUCAUCUGCCCACCAGGAAAUCAAGGAGCCGUAGGAAUGCAAGGACCUAAGGGUCCACCCGGACCCAAGGGCAAAUCACUAGAGCGCGCUCCUGAUGGCACUCCCGGUCAGCCAGGAUUGGCUGGACCUCCCGGACCACCAGGAAUUGUUGGAGAACCGGGACCACCAGGACCACCUGGACAGCCAGGUCGUGUCGUCCAAGUAAACGGACCCGCAGGACCUUCUGGACCAGACGGACCAAAGGGACCACCAGGAGAGAGAGGACCCGCAGGACCUGACGGAACUAGCGAACAAGGUGAACCAGGACCUCCUGGUGACCAGGGAGCACCAGGAGCCACCGGAGGACCAGGAGAACAAGGACCGCCCGGACCUCCUGGACCACCUGGAGAGGAAGGCUCAUGUGAGCACUGCCCCGAGCCACGCACACCACCUGGUUACUAA